AAACCUUAAAGCAUGGGGCUUUUACUUUUAGUUUCCAAUGACCUUACUUACAGAGUAUAGCAUGAAGUGCAUGUAUUGGAUCUUCCUGACCACGUCAGUGCUAGGUGAAUUCACCAAACAACUUUACCGAAGCUUUUUGCAGGAUAAUAAACAAUAUAACAUCAUUGCCUCGCCUCUAUGCGUCGAGAUUGGAAUGAGCAUGAUCCUCAUGGGAGCAGAUGGAGUUACAGCCAAUGAACUAAGGACGGCUCUAAAUCUGCCAGAGGAUAAAAAGAAUGUAGCUACUAUAUAUGAUGAGCUGUUGACUAAACUCGAAAGGCGCAAGAAGGUAGCGAUUCUCCAAUUGGCGAAUCGGUUGUUUGUCAACGAAACAAUUGGUGUUAACAAGCGGUACAAUAAACUAGUCAAUAAGCACUUUAGGGCCGAGGCAGAGGCCAUUAAUCUGGCCGAUAGAUCGAAGGCAGCCUGGGCUAUAAACGAUUGGGUGCUCGACCAGACACUGGAUAAUGUGAAAUACAUUCUAACACCCAGUGACUUGACGCCCGAUGAAAGUGCGGUCAUGAUCAACGCAGCUUUCUUCAAGGGCUACUGGAAGACGAGAUUCGAAAAAAAGUACACCAUGCCCAAGGUAUUCUACGUAUCCAAAAGUUACCAAGUAAAUGUCAAUAUGAUGUCGCAAGUGGGUCGAUUUAAGAUGCGUACUUCGCCCAUAGACCAAAUUAUUGAGCUGCCUUUUGCGUACUCAAACCUUUCAAUGGUAAUCGUUCUGCCCAAGGACAAUGGGUCCCUAAAUCAGGCAGAAGACACAAUCGAAAGUUACCCUCAGAUAGUCCUCACUGAAAUGGAUGUACACGUGCAGCUUCCUAAAUUUAAAAUCGAUUUCCGCAUGGAGCUCGUCGAAACUCUCAAAAGCAUGGGAAUACAGGAUCUCUUCAACAGUUCGUCGGAUAUCAGCGUCCUACUGAACCAGUCUGGCACCAAAAUCAGCCAAGUCGUACACAAAGCCUUUAUAGAGAUCGACGAAGAGGGCGGGUCCGCAGGAUCCGCUUCUGCGAACCCCAUUCGAGGAUUAUCUGAUUAUGCGGCUAGUCUGGUUACUUUUACAGUCAAUAGUCCCUUUGUCUUCAUGAUUCGCGAUGAUGACAACAUAUAUUUCCGCGGCCGAGUAGUUAAUCCUUUGAAGAAGAGCAAUUCCAUUAAUUGCGCAAAGUGAAUUCUUGCGAAUACAAUAAAGAAAAAUUUGUAUCGUC
Drosophila simulans is the source of this 1250-nucleotide messenger RNA. Its product is annotated as serine protease inhibitor 42Dd. The record is from RefSeq and is a predicted model, not a curated record. The coding region runs from base 38 to 1213 and encodes 391 amino acids. Gene Ontology annotation, molecular function: serine-type endopeptidase inhibitor activity. Lineage: Eukaryota; Metazoa; Arthropoda; Insecta; Diptera; Drosophilidae. The transcript is spliced from 4 exons.